Symbiodinium natans is the source of this 1137-nucleotide messenger RNA. NCBI's taxonomy places the organism in Eukaryota, Dinophyceae, Suessiales, Symbiodiniaceae. The record is from the annotation of a GenBank genome assembly.
AUGCCUCGAUUUUUCCGCGACCCCGGUGAGGAUAGUGAGGCCUCCGAGAUCCCAGCAGGAAUUCACGGUGUGCCAGACACUAGCGCUAUUGACCCUGUACCGGCAGACGCCGAGGAGUACAUCACUAUUGCGGGCGGCGGAGAUGGCGAGGAAACAGCUGAACCCUCGUCAUCCUUUGCUUUGGACUCCGCCAUCAGGACCGACGUCGCGGUAGGUUGCAGCCUAGUUUUGGUUUGGUCGGAAGACGGCUCUUUGCGUGAGAUCCAGGAGCUCCGUUUGCCAUCAGAUUUCAAGGCCCUACAGCUUUCUGUUGACUAUCACAAUUGCUUGGAUUUGGCACGUGGGCGCAGUGGCAAGUGGGUCAGGUCGAGCGUCACGUACGGACUUCCGUUGGACAGCGAAGACUACGGGCAAAACUAUCGAAACGACAGUGAAGGCACAGCUGCUUUCUCCAAGGUGAUGGCGCCGCUGAUGGAGAUCUCUCCGCUUUGGGUGGCUUUGUUCUUGUUCUAUAUUUGUUUCACGUACUUCGCUGUGCUCAAUGUGGUGACAGGAGUCUUCUGCCAGACAGCCAUCGAAAGCGCGCAGAAUGACCACGCGGCAGUUGUGCACUCCAUCUUGAAGAACAAGCAAGCCCACAUUAAGAAGAUCCGGGCACUCUUCAGCUGUCUGGGUGACGACCAAACAGGCAUCAUUACCUUCGCCAUGUUCGAAGAGAAGAUCAACUCCCCGGCCGUGAAAGCCUACUUCGAGGUCCUAGGGCUCGACGUUUGGGAUGCGUGGUCUUUCUUUAAGCUCUUGGACCUCGAUGACGGAGGUGAUGUGGAGAUUGAGGAGUUUCUGAUGGGCUGUCUUCGCUUGCGCGGCACGGCGCGCGCCAUCGACGUCAACAAGCUCAUCCAUGACCAGACCUGGCUCAUUCGUUCACAUGGCAAGUUCCAGACCUACGUGGAGGUGGAGCUCAAGAAGAUUCAAGAGCAGCUGCUGUGGAUGGCAGGCCUCAGCCCGCCAGAGCAGUCCUACACUCUGGGGAGCUUGUCGAGCAGUACUGGAAGUGGAAGUUGUGGACUGCGCAACAGCCGUCAGCGGCCAUCGCAACGAUCACAGCUGGCUACUCCAGACACAAAGGAUAGCUGA